Pundamilia nyererei is the source of this 1238-nucleotide messenger RNA. Its product is annotated as CD81 antigen. The transcript is spliced from 8 exons. Gene Ontology annotation, cellular component: plasma membrane. The record is from RefSeq and is a predicted model, not a curated record. Lineage: Eukaryota; Metazoa; Chordata; Actinopteri; Cichliformes; Cichlidae. Bases 137 to 847 code for a protein of 236 amino acids.
GAGGGAGGGGUUGGGUGUUGCCUCGGUGUGCGAGCUUCAUUCCAGUGUUGAGCUCUCUCCUGAACCGUCGCUCCGUCCUUCUGCUGCUCCUCUUGCUGUGCCUCUCUGCGCCGAACAGACCGAGUCCCGGAGCAUCAUGGGAGUGGAAGGCUGCACCAAAUGCAUCAAAUACCUGCUCUUCUUCUUCAACUUCAUCUUCUGGCUUACUGGAGGUGUAAUCCUGGGAGUGGCCCUGUGGUUGAGACACGACCCCAAGAUCUCCACCCUGCUGGGUCUCGAAUAUGAUGGAAACCACGCCCCCAGCACCUUCUACAUCAGUGUCCACAUUCUGAUCGCGGUCGGCGCGGUGAUGAUGGUGGUCGGCUUCCUCGGCUGUUACGGCGCCAUCCAGGAGUCGCAGUGCCUGCUGGGAACUUUCUUCGCCUGCCUCGUCAUCCUGUUCGCCUGUGAGGUUGCAGCUGGAAUCUGGGGCUACAUGAACAGGGACAUGGUUACAAAGGAGAUGAAAAACUUCUACGACAACGCCUACGACAGCGCAACUAAAAGCAAUAUGCAGGAAAAGAACAAUGCCGCCACCCUUGUCCUGAAGGCCUUCCAUGAGACGCUGAGCUGCUGCGGUAAAGGCACAGGCACUAACCUCCUUACACAGCUCACAGACAUAACUGGAAUUACCAAUAUUUGCCCCAGUAAUACAUUCACGAGCUGCCACGACAGAAUCAACGAGCUGUUCCACGAUAAGAUUUACCUGAUCGGCAUCGCCGCGCUGGUGGUCGCCGUUAUUAUGAUCUUCGAGAUGAUCUUCAGCAUGGUGUUGUGCUGCGGGAUCCGCAACAGCCCCGUGUACUAAAGCGCCGGGGCUCCAGCCAAUGAACGAGGAGAGGACGACCUCGCCCUCUCCUUCGUUUGUUUGUUUUUUUAUAACCAGGAAAUGCCACAUGUAUUGCUUGCUGGAUUUUAGUCAGCUGUUAAAGACAAUAUCCUGUUUUUCUUACACUGUCAAAGAUCAUUUUUUAUUGUUAUUUUUGUUAGUCACAGAUGCUGUUAUGCAUAUUAGAGCAGUGUUUAAUGUAGAUAUGCUGUCACACACGGUCCAGGUGCUGUAAUCUGAUUAGUUUACUGCUGUCCUGCCUACGUCCACGCUCUCAUAUCGGCCUUUUCUGGAUGUUAUCCCCACGUUUUCUGUAUAAACUGUAUAUAAAUAUAUGUGGACAGUUCUUCAUGUCUGCCUGAGCAUGGAA